Phacochoerus africanus (Common warthog) is the source of this 1535-nucleotide messenger RNA. RefSeq names its product THO complex subunit 3 (gene THOC3). The transcript is spliced from 6 exons. Gene Ontology annotation, cellular component: THO complex part of transcription export complex. Gene Ontology annotation, molecular function: protein binding. NCBI's taxonomy places the organism in Eukaryota, Metazoa, Chordata, Mammalia, Artiodactyla, Suidae. The coding region runs from base 73 to 1128 and encodes 351 amino acids. The record is from RefSeq and is a predicted model, not a curated record. Gene Ontology annotation, biological process: mRNA export from nucleus.
GUGCGACGGCGGGGGCGGCAGGACUGACUGCACCUGGACUGAGGAGGCCGAACAGGCGUCCGGGAGCUUAGCAUGGCUGUACCCGCGGCGUCUAUGGGGCCCUCGGCAUUGGGCCAGAGCGGUCCCGGCUCGAUGGCUCCCUGGUGUUCAGUGACUAGCGGCCCGACGCGCUAUGUGCUCGGAAUGCAGGAGUUGUUCCGCGGCCACAGCAAGACGCGCGAGUUCCCGGCGCACAGCGCCAAGGUGCACUCAGUGGCCUGGAGCUGUGACGGGCGUCGCCUGGCCUCGGGGUCCUUCGACAAGACGGCCAGUGUCUUCCUGCUGGAGAAGGACCGGUUGGUCAAAGAAAACAAUUAUCGGGGCCAUGGGGAUAGCGUGGACCAGCUCUGUUGGCACCCAAGUAAUCCUGAUCUUUUUGUCACUGCAUCUGGAGACAAAACCAUUCGCAUCUGGGAUGUAAGGACUACAAAAUGCAUUGCCACCGUGAACACUAAAGGGGAGAACAUUAAUAUCUGCUGGAGUCCUGACGGGCAGACCAUUGCUGUAGGCAAUAAGGAUGAUGUGGUGACUUUUAUUGAUGCCAAGACACACCGUUCCAAAGCAGAGGAGCAGUUCAAGUUCGAGGUCAAUGAAAUCUCCUGGAAUAAUGACAAUAACAUGUUCUUCCUGACAAAUGGCAAUGGCUGUAUCAACAUACUCAGCUACCCAGAGCUGAAGCCUGUACAGUCCAUCAAUGCCCAUCCUUCCAACUGCAUCUGUAUCAAAUUUGACCCCAUGGGGAAGUACUUUGCCACAGGAAGUGCAGAUGCUUUGGUCAGCCUCUGGGAUGUGGAUGAGUUAGUGUGUGUUCGGUGCUUUUCCAGGCUGGAUUGGCCUGUGAGGACCCUCAGUUUUAGCCAUGAUGGGAAAAUGCUGGCAUCAGCCUCGGAAGAUCAUUUCAUUGACAUUGCUGAAGUAGAGACAGGAGACAAGCUGUGGGAGGUGCAGUGUGAGUCCCCGACCUUCACCGUGGCUUGGCACCCCAAAAGGCCUCUGCUGGCAUUUGCCUGUGAUGACAAAGACGGCAAAUAUGACAGCAGUCGGGAAGCUGGAACUGUGAAGCUGUUUGGGCUUCCUAAUGAUUCCUGAUAGAAGGACCUGACAUAUGGAGAAGGCCAGGCAGAAGUUUCCACUGCAUAGUUAGUUUGGUCUGUCCUCUUGGAGCUGGUGGGCACCUGAAGUGUUUGUAAGUUGGAGUAACUUAUACUUGUCAGGCUGCCCAUUCCAGUUUCCUUUCUGUUUGUUAUGUUAGUUCUUCCCAUGCCUUGGCCCUUGCAGGAGGGCUCUGCAGUGAUGACACCAGCAUACCUCGUUCUCGGGGCCUCCUGUCUUCCUGCUUUUGGGCAUACAAUGGACUUUUGUUGGGCUUGCUUCUACUUCGACAGGACCUAGUUUGGGGGGGGUGGGUGGGUAAGAUGGGAUGGGGAUUUUUUAAUAAUAAAAAUAUAUAUAUAAUUUUGAGACCUGAGCAUUUAAUAAAACUGACUUUUUAAUUA